This is a messenger RNA of Solea senegalensis (Senegalese sole), 2001 nucleotides long. It is a transcript of the gene fads2, whose product is annotated as fatty acid desaturase 2. NCBI's taxonomy places the organism in Eukaryota, Metazoa, Chordata, Actinopteri, Pleuronectiformes, Soleidae. The transcript has 13 exons. Gene Ontology annotation, biological process: lipid metabolic process. Bases 370 to 1707 code for a protein of 445 amino acids. The record is from RefSeq and is a predicted model, not a curated record. Gene Ontology annotation, cellular component: membrane. Gene Ontology annotation, molecular function: oxidoreductase activity, acting on paired donors, with oxidation of a pair of donors resulting in the reduction of molecular oxygen to two molecules of water.
CCCUGUCAUGGGAACUCAGCGGGCCACAGAACAAAGAGCUUUCGCUGUGUGAACUCACUGCACACAAUGACCUCGUCUCUCUGGAUAUGCUGUGCGCCGAUUGGCCCAGAACCGCUCGAAUGAUCGGCUCGGACUUUACACUGAAUUAGAGGUUGAACGAGCCUCUUAUCAAGGGGGACUCAAGUGUGUGGAUGUGCGCUCAUUAAAAUUGAGCUGAGCGGAGUCAAACCCAGUUGUGGUGUUGCGUGGACGUGGACGUGGAGACGAGGACAGAUCUGCAGGUGUCAGACUCUGGUGGAAGAGCUUAACCACAACUGCAGGCACUUCAGUGCACACGUGGAUCAACACAGGAACAGCAGGGAGGAGAGGAUGAGAAACGGAGGUCAGCUGACAAAGCCUGGAGAGCUAUGCAACGGACAAGCUGGAGCUGUGUACACCUGGAAGGAGGUGCAGAGCCACAGCAGCAAGAAUGACCAGUGGCUGGUUAUAGAUCGAAAGGUUUACAACACCACUCAGUGGUCAAAAAGACAUCCAGGAGGGUUUCGUGUCAUCACUCACUAUGCUGGACAGGACGCCACGGAGGCAUUUGCUGCUUUUCAUCCAGAUGCCAAAUUUGUGCACAAGUUUCUGAAGCCUCUGCUGAUUGGAGAGCUGGCACCAUCAGAGCCCAGCCAUGACGGAAACAAAAAUGCAGGAUUAAUACAGGACUUUCACGCGUUACGUGCUCAGGUGGAGAGCCAGGGUCUGUUUCAAGCUCAGCCUUUGUUCUUCUUCCUCCACCUCGGUCACAUUGUGCUGCUAGAGGCCCUCGCCUGGCUGAUGAUAUGGCUUUGGGGAAGCAACUGGAUACUGACCAUCCUCUGUGCAGUCCUACUGGCAACUGCUCAGUCACAGGCUGGGUGGCUGCAGCAUGACUUUGGCCACCUGUCUGUCUUCAAGAAGUCCCGCUGGAAUCAUCUAGUGCACAAGCUUGUCAUCGGUCAUUUAAAGGGAGCUUCUGCCAACUGGUGGAAUCAUCGACAUUUCCAGCACCACGCUAAACCCAACGUCUUCAAAAAGGACCCUGAUAUCAACUUGAUGGACGUCUUUGUACUUGGUACCACACAGCCUGUUGAGUACGGUGUAAAAAAGAUUAAAAACAUGCCCUACCAGCAUCAACACCAGUACUUCUUUCUUGUGGGACCUCCUCUGCUCAUUCCAGUUUUCUACAACUUUAACAUCAUGUACACCAUGCUCUCCCGCCGUGACUGGGUGGAUCUGUCCUGGGCCAUGACGUAUUAUCUUCGCUACUUCUACUGUUACGUACCCCUGUUCGGUGUGUUUGGUUCACUGGCUCUCAUGACCUUUGUCAGGUUUUUGGAGAGUCACUGGUUCGUGUGGGUGACUCAGAUGAAUCAUCUGCCGAUGGACAUUGACUACGAGAAGCACCAGGACUGGUUAACCAUGCAGCUGCAAGCCACCUGCAACAUCGAGCAGUCCUCCUUCAACGACUGGUUUAGCGGACACCUCAACUUUCAAAUCGAACAUCAUCUGUUUCCUAGGAUGCCUCGCCACAACUAUUCACUGGUGGCCCCGCAGGUCCGUGCACUCUGUGAAAAACAUGGUAUGUCCUACCAGGUGAAAACAAUGUGGCAAGGCUUUGCUGACAUAGUCAAGUCACUGAAAGCCUCUGGAGACCUCUGGCUGGAUGCAUAUCUCCAUAAAUGAUAUUUCCCUCCCACACACACACACAUACAUGUAAUGUCUUCUUCGAAUUGAUUGUUUUGUUUUAUGAUCCAGUGAAAUGUUGAAAUAAUCAUUCUUUCUUUUUUUCUCUGUUGGUGUUAGUGCCUAAUGUCUUUCUUUUCUUUUUUUUGUUUAGUUUUCAUAGCCUUCAUACUUAGUAUCAUGGUGUAAUAAAAACAGUAAGUGAAAUGAUAGGGAGCUAUGUGAAGCAGUGUUUUCCUGUAUCUAUUAUAUGAUACUGAUUGAUCAAUAAAACAUGAUGAUUCCAGAGACAAA